CCGAUGAGCAUGCAAUAGCCAUCCUCAACAAUGGAAGCAACCUGCAGCUACCUCCUCCUCCUCUCGUUCUUCCUACUACUUCCUCCCAGAGCCUUCGCGGCCGGAGCCGUUGCCGACACGUUCAGCAAGGGCCGCAACAUCACUGACAACGAGACGCUUGUCUCCGCCGAUGGCGCAUUCACCAUGGGUUUCUUCUCCCCCGGGGUGUCAACCAAGAGGUACCUCGGCAUCUGGUUCUCCGUGUCCAUAGACGCCGUCUGCUGGGUGGCCAACCGUGGCCGCCCCGUCAACGACAACUCCGGCGUGCUCAUGGUCAGCGACGCUGGGAGCCUCCUCCUGCUAGACAGCUCCGGCCAGAUCGUGUGGUCGUCGAACUCCACCAGCAACUCGCCGGUGGAGGCCCAGCUCAUUAACUCCGGCGACCUCGUCCUCCGCAACCGGGGCAGCACUACCAUGUUGUGGCAUUCUUUCGACUACCCGUCGAACGUGUUGCUAUCCGGCAUGAAGGUGGGCAACGACUUCUGGAGCGGAGCCGAGUGGCACCUCACGUCGUGGCGUUCCGCGGACGACCCGUCGCUGGGGGCCUACCGCCGGGUGCUGGACACCACUGGCGGCCUCCCCGACAAUGUCGUGUGGCAAGGCAACGCCAAGACGUUCCGCACGGGCCCGUGGAACGGCCUGUGGUUCAGCGGCAUCCCGGAGGUAUUGUCGUACUCGAGCUUGAUCGAGUAUCGGAUGGAGAUCAACUGGCGGCAGGUAACCUACGGCUACAUUGUGAAACCCGGCUCGGCCCCAACCUAUGUCGUGUUGACGGACACCGGCAUGGUCAAGCGCCUGGUGUGGGACGCAAAAACCCAGGCAUGGCAGACCUACUACCAGGGCCCCAGGGAUGUCUGCGACGUCUACGGCAAGUGCGGGGCGUUUGGUCUGUGCAACUCCAGUGCGGCGGCGACGUCGUUCUGCAGCUGCCUCAAGGGGUUCAGCCCGGCGUCGCCAUCAGCGUGGAACAUGAAGGAUACCUCCGGCGGAUGCCGGCGAAACGUGAAGCUGGACUGUGGCGGCGGGCGGACGACGGAUGGUUUCCUCUUGCUGCACGCGGUGAAGCUCCCCGACACGCACAACGCGACGGUGGACAAGAGCAUCACCGUCGACGAAUGCAGGGCCAGGUGCCUCGCCAACUGUUCGUGCUUGGCCUACGCCGCGGCUGACAUCCGGGGCGGCGGCGGCGGCGGCAGCGGUUGCGUCAUGUGGACGGAUGAUAUUGUGGAUCUUCGGUACGUCGACCAAGGCCAGGAUAUGUAUUUGAGGUUGGCCAAGAUUGAGCUCCCGCUGCCGCCGCCGUCCUCGCCCUCGUCGUCGUCUCGGCAGUUUCCCACUGCGGUGGUUGCUGGUGCAUCUGCGGCUGCCGUUGUCGCGAUUCUUAUUGCUUUGUUGAUCCUGGUUGUGGUUAGGAAGCGUCGUCGAAGAAUGAAAGAGUUAACCUUGUACCUAAUUGACAGAAGAGGAGGAAGCUAUUUGGGUUGCCUGAUCAAAGACUUGGAAGUGUUUACAGGGGGCGAGUUUAAUGGGUGCUAUGUGAAUGCCUUUGGAGGGAAUGCAAAGAACUCGUAUUUAUAG
Molecule: messenger RNA, 1617 nt
Organism: Setaria italica (foxtail millet)
Lineage: Eukaryota; Viridiplantae; Streptophyta; Magnoliopsida; Poales; Poaceae
Product: S-locus-specific glycoprotein S6-like
Exons: 1
Coding region: 31-1617 (528 amino acids)
Biological process (GO): recognition of pollen
Source: RefSeq, a predicted model, not a curated record